Messenger RNA from Prunus persica (peach), 1867 nucleotides. RefSeq names its product homogentisate 1,2-dioxygenase. The record is from RefSeq and is a predicted model, not a curated record. Lineage: Eukaryota; Viridiplantae; Streptophyta; Magnoliopsida; Rosales; Rosaceae. Gene Ontology annotation, molecular function: homogentisate 1,2-dioxygenase activity. The transcript is spliced from 8 exons. Gene Ontology annotation, biological process: L-phenylalanine catabolic process. Gene Ontology annotation, cellular component: cytoplasm. Bases 191 to 1609 code for a protein of 472 amino acids.
CCUAACAUUGGCAAUGAUCCAUGAAUGUAGCUCUCCAAAAAAUCCUUUCCCACUUCCCAAUACGACUCUCCAACUGAUGAUGAGCAUGUCACGUCAUCACCAGCUUUCUCCUCUUUCCCCAAUCCAGAGAUUUCUCUUUUCUUAUAUAAUUGCAAGAAAUCUCAACGCCAGCUGAAAAUCAAACUCCACAAUGGAUGAUCAUCAGCAACCGGUCAUCAAAACCAACGGCCCAGAUUCAUCCUCGUCCUCCUUCUCCGACCUCCAGUACCAGUCGGGCUUCCACAACCACUUCUCCUCCGAAGCUCUCCCCGGAACUCUCCCCCACGGCCAGAGCAGCCCUCUCCUCUGCCCGUACGGCCUCUACGCCGAGCAAAUCUCCGGCACCUCCUUCACUUCCCCUCGCAAGCUCAACCACCGGACAUGGCUUUAUCGCGUCAAGCCUUCAGUGACCCACGAGCCCUUCAAGCCGCUCGAGUCGAGCCACAGGAAGCUCGUCUCCGAGUUCACCGACUCGAACAGCUCCACCACGCCGACCCAGCUCCGGUGGAAGCCGGUUGAUAUACCCGAGACCCCCACAGACUUCGUUGAAGGGCUUUACACUGUGUGUGGUGCUGGGAGCUCGUUCCUCCGCCAUGGUUUUGCUAUUCACAUGUACACUGCCAACAAAUCAAUGGAUAAUUGUGCAUUUUGCAAUGCUGAUGGUGACUUCUUGAUAGUUCCACAAACUGGAAGGCUCUGGAUCACUACCGAAUGUGGAAAAUUGCAAAUUUCUCCUGGUGAAAUUGCUGUAUUACCUCAAGGAUUUCGUUUUGCAGUUGAUCUGCCUGAUGGCCCUUCACGUGGCUAUGUGGCCGAGGUUUUCGGCACCCAUUUUCAACUCCCUGAUCUUGGACCAAUAGGAGCUAAUGGUCUUGCUGCUCCAAGGGAUUUUCUUGUUCCCACAGCAUGGUUCGAAGAUAGUUACCGUCCAGGCUACGUUAUUAUACAGAAAUUUGGUGGGGAACUUUUUACUGCAAAGCAAGAAUUCUCUCCCUUCAAUGUAGUUGCUUGGCAUGGCAAUUAUGCUCCAUAUAAGUAUGAUCUGACUACAUUCUGCCCUUUCAACACUGUUUUAUUUGAUCAUGGUGAUCCAUCAAUCAAUACAGUUUUGACAGCACCAACUGAUAAACCUGGUGUUGCAUUACUUGAUUUUGUUAUUUUCCCUCCGCGAUGGUUGGUUGCCGAACAUACAUUCCGACCUCCAUACUACCAUCGUAAUUGUAUGAGCGAAUUUAUGGGCCUUAUUUACGGAGGAUAUGAGGCGAAAGCUGAUGGGUUUCUUCCAGGCGGUGCAAGCCUCCAUAGCUGCAUGACUCCCCAUGGUCCUGAUACCAAAACAUAUGAGGCUACCAUUGCACGUGGAAAUGAAGCAGGACCAUCUAGAAUUAGUGAUACUUUGGCUUUCAUGUUUGAAUCUUGUUUGAUCCCCAGAAUAUGCCCAUGGGCUCUUGAGUCUCCCUUCAUCGACCGUGAUUAUUACCAGUGUUGGAUUGGUCUGAGAUCACAUUUCACACGGGAAGGGGCAAGUGCUAAAGAUGGAGAUAUCCAGAAUGGGGAGAAAGAGGAUUAGGGUGGAGACGGACGGGACAAUGUAGACAGAUGGAAACACUAAAGCGCCUAUACAAAGACUGUAAACAAACACAUAAACCAUACUUUGUACAUAGUAUAAUAUAACAUGAGUAUGAGUGUAACCAAUAACAUACUUAAUUGUCUCAACUUUUGUAUUAAAGCCUUUAAUACGAUUGGGGCUUCUAUCAAGUUUAGGAGAUGUGAAUAGAUGUGGAAAAUAGAACGUGGCAAUUGAUUGGGUUGAGAUUUUAGAUUGAAA